AUGCAAGAAGUUUGCAGUUCCAUCGAACACAUGGGAGCACAAAUCAAAUCAGAAUCUCCGGCGAUCGGUUCGCUACAGGCGGGUGCCGCGGUAGUGGUUGGAAGUGAAACCGAUAUUAUAAAUCCCCAGCAAGUUUCGCUCAACGCUACCCAACAGCAACAAACGAUCAUCGCUGGUGGUCCUCAGCUGGUAGGUCGAAAACAAGUGAUCUGUGAUAAACCGCCGCGAGCUGCAACCCAACUACCCGUUGCAACGACUGCUGAGGUACUCGGUUCGCAAGCUGCUAUCCAGCAGCAGCAACCUCAUCCGGAUACAUCUUAUUGGAUGCAGAACGAAAGUGGCUUUAUCAACUCACAACCCUCAAUGGCUGAAUUUCUGACACAUAUCGAUAGUGAGAGCCCGAAGCUCAUUUCUCAGGGGUACCCAAUGGGACCCAGUGAUAGCAUGGAGUCCGUACCGGAAUAUCCCUGGAUGAAAGAGAAAAAAACGGCCCGCAAAGCUACAGCCCAAGCUGAGUUUGUUGCUGAAAACGGUUUACCACGCCGAUUGCGUACGGCCUACACCAACACGCAGCUCCUAGAGCUUGAAAAGGAGUUUCACUUCAACAAAUACCUUUGCCGGCCCCGAAGAAUCGAAAUAGCAGCUAGUCUCGAUCUUACAGAAAGACAGGUGAAAGUGUGGUUUCAAAAUCGGCGCAUGAAGCAUAAACGACAAACACUCUCUAAAACUGAUGAUGACGAAUCGGGAAAGGACGAUCUCAAGGAUUCCAACUCCAAAAAAUCUUGCCAAGGAUGUGAACUACCCUCGGAUGACAUACCGGACUCAACAUCCAGCUCUCGGGGGAUGAACAACAGUACGCCGAACGCUGGUAAGUCGCCCCUGCGCAAAGCGAACCACAAGUCAAUGAAGUUGAUGAGAAUCUUCCCUGAAAAUUCGUCUGACACUCUGCCACUAGCCAUGACACCGAAUUCCACCGUCGACAUAAGCACUCCGACUGGUGGUAGCGGCGGCUCUGGUGGGGUAACCAACGCGGUCAGUGCUGACUCCAGUGUUGCCUCCACGGGAAGCCUCGACGAGGAGGAUGAGAUCCAUGCCAAAGUGAAGAAGAAAUCCGACGGACAAACGAUAAAGAAAGAGUCGGUCAGUUCUUCGAAAAUUAUCAACAGUAACUCAUUCAAAAGCUACGACACUACUGGCCCUGCAUUGGGUCCGUCAUCGGUACCGAUUACUAUCCCCCACAGUCCAGUUUCUACUUCGGCCAUCUCGCCGAGUAGCAACAGUAAUAAUAACAACAAUAACAGUAACAGCAACAAUAACAAUCUUCAAUCGUACUACAAUCAUCCCAGUCCUUACGGAAUAGUGAAGCAUAAGCUGCCACAUGGACCAAUCAUAAGUCACGAGGGUGAAGGAUCACCGACCACCACAGGAUCCUCGGGUAGUGGAAUGUACUUCAAUAGUAAGCCCCAGGACUACUUUGGCAAGGCAGAUGCUGCCGUACACUAUCAACCACCGUAUCAACAUUAUCAGAAAACAAUCAUACCGCCAGGAGCCGGAUACGGUGGUCCACAACAUACCCUAAAUGAAGGCUAUCCCAACGCACAGAAAACGGAUUUUAAUGCUCCGUUAGGCUUGAAAAGUUUUGGCAAUAAAACUCUAGUACAAGAUUCUACCCAGGUGAAGCUGCAGCAAGCACAGCAACAGCUCAACGAUUCAACGUUCCACCCGCAGAGCCAACCCUAUUACAACAGCUGCGACACAGGCCUUAACAACGUCGGACAGUAUGGUCCGAGCGGACAACAAUACUAUCCAAAUGAUUACGAUCCUCAGCACGAGUUUGGCGCAGGAACCGGCUACUACGAGUCUACGAAACCGGGUGCAGUAGGACAGGGCCACUACUACGAUGGUAUGAGCUCGUUUCACCACGGUACAUUAGCUGCUAACAACAACAUGGAUUACCAAGGCAAUGCCCCAUACACUGGCCUCGGUACCGCAGUACCAGCGGCGAUGGGAAAUGAUUCCUGUGAAUCAUUUGCCUUCCAUCAAGCAUCUCCCGUAGCUAGUGCAUACUACGAACAACAGCAUCUUCAUCAACAGCAGCAUCAGCAGCAACACCAUCCACAGCAGCAUCACCAUCAGCAUGCUUUCCAACAGCAAAACAGUCAGCAACUGCAUUCGUACCAUCAUCAGCAACAAGCACUGCCGAACCCUGCUGGGGUAGGUGGUGUCGGCAUAAACAACACUGCAGUCAGAACAGCAACCCAGAUAGGAAACCACCACGACAUCAACACAGCUGAACUUUGCUCGUUUAAUGGUUGUCCGCCUGCUGGCAGCAGCAGCAGCGCAGGCCAAACAAAACCAGCCGCCAUGGUUAGUCUGGACAAUUCCAACUCGUCCGACUUCAAUUUCCUUAGCAAUUUGGCGAAUGAUUUCGCUCCUGAAUAUUAUCAGCUUAGCUAA
This is a messenger RNA of Anopheles moucheti, 2457 nucleotides long. RefSeq names its product homeotic protein proboscipedia (gene pb). The transcript has 5 exons. NCBI's taxonomy places the organism in Eukaryota, Metazoa, Arthropoda, Insecta, Diptera, Culicidae. Gene Ontology annotation, biological process: regulation of DNA-templated transcription. The coding region runs from base 1 to 2457 and encodes 818 amino acids. Gene Ontology annotation, molecular function: DNA binding; DNA-binding transcription factor activity, RNA polymerase II-specific. The record is from RefSeq and is a predicted model, not a curated record.